UUACCAUUGAUAAGUCAUUCCGCCGAGAGAUCUUGACCAUGUUGCGUCUCACAGUAAAGCACGGCUUGAGGGCCAGUUCCCAGCUGGCUGCCACCAAAAACCCAGAUGCAUCAUCCUACGUUCAGCAACUGGAAUCUGAAUGGGAGAGCGCAAAACCCUUUACGGAAAUUCCCGGGCCAACACGCUGGCAAUUAUUCCGCGGCUUUCAAAAAGGCGGUCAGUACCACCAACUGGGAAUGGAUGAUGUGAUGCGAAUGUACAAAAAGCAGUUCGGCGACAUAUGCCUGAUACCCGGAUUAUUCGGCAUGCCCACCACUGUGUUCUCGUUCAAUGAGAAAACCUUUGAGAGGGUCUAUCGCACCGAAGGUCAGUGGCCAGUCAGAGGUGGCGCCGAACCCGUCCUCCACUACCGCAGUAAACGAAAGGAUGAGUUUUUCAAGGACUGCGUGGGAUUGUUCACCAAUGGCCCGGAGUGGGGAAGGGUUAGGAGUGCCGUGAAUCCCGUCCUGAUGCAGCACCGGAAUGUGGCUAUAUAUCUGAAACCGAUGCAGCGGGUCAAUCGGCAGUUUGUGAAUCGCAUCCGCGAGAUGCGGGACACGGAAUCCCAAGAAGUGCCAGGCGACUUCCUAAAUACCAUCAAUCAUUUGACCUUUGAGUCAGUGGCGACAGUGGCCCUUGACAAAGAACUGGGACUGCUCCAGCGGGCCAAACCGCCGCCGGAGGCCAGUAAACUGUUCCAGAACAUUGAAGUUCUCAUGAAUUCCUUCUUCGAGCUGGGCGUAAAACCAUCGUUAUACAAGUACAUCUCCACACCCACCUACAAGAAGUUCAGUCAGGCCAUGGAUGAAAUCUUCGACACCUGUUCGAUGUACGUAAAUCAGGCGAUAGAAAGGAUAGAUCGUAAGUUGUUAGAAGGUGAUUCAAGCGAUCAUAAGAGUGUUCUGGAGCAGUUGCUGCAAAUCGAUAGGAAACUAGCCACCGUUUUGGCCAUGGACAUGCUAAUGGGCGGAGUUGAUACCACCAGUACGGCCAUCUCUGGUAUAUUGCUGAACCUGGCUAAAAAUCCGGACAAGCAGCAAAGGCUCAGGGAGGAAGUUCAAAGCAAACUGACUACACUAGAUCGAGAAUUUUCCUUGGAGGAUAUGAAAUCCCUUCCGUAUCUGAGGGCAGUCAUCAAGGAAUCGCUUCGACUGUAUCCAGUCACCUUUGGUAAUGCCCGAUCCGCCGGAGCUGAUGUUGUUCUCGAUGGCUAUCGAAUCCCCAAGGGCACCAAUCUUCUGAUGACCAACAGCUUUCUGCUCAAGGACGACGGAUUAUAUCCCCGGGCAAAGGAGUUCAUCCCGGAACGCUGGUUGCGCCAAAAGGGCGAAGACAGCUCGGAUGUCCUGGUGAACCCUAACUUAAGUGCCUUCAUCUACUUGCCAUUCGGAUUCGGACCACGCAUGUGCGUGGGCAAACGGAUUGUGGAUCUUGAAAUGGAACUCACAGUGGCCAACUUGGUGCGAAAUUUCCACAUUGAAUAUAAUCACCCCACUGAAAAUGCCUUUAAGUGCACAUUCUUGUACAAGCCCAAUAUUCCUCUAAAAUUCAAGUUUACCGAUGUGAAAUAUUGAAAAGUGAUAAAGCAAA
This is a messenger RNA of Drosophila yakuba, 1629 nucleotides long. RefSeq names its product probable cytochrome P450 12c1, mitochondrial (gene Cyp12c1). Gene Ontology annotation, cellular component: mitochondrial inner membrane. The transcript is spliced from 2 exons. Bases 39 to 1613 code for a protein of 524 amino acids. The record is from RefSeq and is a predicted model, not a curated record. Gene Ontology annotation, biological process: cellular response to peptide hormone stimulus; cholesterol metabolic process; cortisol metabolic process. NCBI's taxonomy places the organism in Eukaryota, Metazoa, Arthropoda, Insecta, Diptera, Drosophilidae. Gene Ontology annotation, molecular function: iron ion binding; monooxygenase activity; oxidoreductase activity, acting on paired donors, with incorporation or reduction of molecular oxygen.